This is a messenger RNA of Lytechinus variegatus (green sea urchin), 3234 nucleotides long. RefSeq lists its product as uncharacterized. NCBI's taxonomy places the organism in Eukaryota, Metazoa, Echinodermata, Echinoidea, Temnopleuroida, Toxopneustidae. The transcript is spliced from 13 exons. Gene Ontology annotation, molecular function: calcium ion binding. The record is from RefSeq and is a predicted model, not a curated record. Bases 388 to 2421 code for a protein of 677 amino acids.
CUACACGACACGGGAUCGGUGGUGGUGGGCAUCGAUCCGGGGAAAGUUGCACGACAAGUGCAGCGCAAUGCAUACUGCACUGCACCCUCCCGCCGCAGAGCUAGCGUAGUGCGUAAAAGUGGCCCGAUCGUGCGGGCAUGUGAAGAAGUUUGAGAAGUGUAUCUACCCCGUAGAAUUGUUUACAUUCGGUGUUUGUCGAGGUCCUUAUAAGUUCACCACAAUGAUCACUUUGAGAACUGAUUAAUUACAGAUUAAUGAGUGAUACUUUAAUGUUGCAUGAGGUUUGAGUACCAUGGACAUAAAGGGACUUCAAUUGCGCGAUGGAACGUAAUAUUUCUGGCUCGUGAAUAUAAAACUGGCUUUCAUUGUUGAAGUGAUUACAAAGCAAUGAAAGGUCAUUCUAGUGAUGUAAUGACCGCUGACCCCAACAAGCAGACUUUCCCACUCAUCACAGGGGGAGGGGCAACUCUUCCAUCCCUCCCCGAUGAUGUCCCGUCCUCCCCUUCAAAGGAAAUGGAAUCUCUCUCAUCCAACAGCAAGGCUUCGAUUGAGCUGCCGAGACUUCUCCACGCCAGAGAAGAGCUUCCUCCCCCUCCUCCCUCCGGAAGGGGCGAUGAUAAAGCUUUGAAGCCCAGCCUUCCAUUGGUGAGGAGAACUCGCUACAAACGUUGUGGAACUCCACCGGAUCCAGACCGAGACCAAUUGGCUGAAAGGUUUAAUGUCAAAGAUACUUUACCAUAUCAGACAUCAAAAUUCAGGUCUUCAACCAUCAUGAGGUCUGUAUCCAUUCAGAAGAAGAAAGAUUCAUCUCGUCUUGCCAUCAAAUCAACGCCAUUCUCUCUUGAGAAACAGCGAGCUGUCGCUAUUCAUACGCAACCAUUCUUAUGGUCACAAGUAGAACAGAGUGAUAGACCAGUAGAAGGACAGAGUUUACCAGAGAAGUUUCUUGCCGAGAAGGAGCGACUCUUUAAGGUCAGAGGUCAAAAGAGACGAUUGGCCAAUCCUGUUCACAGACAAAAGUACAGUGACCUUCAUAUUGGAGGUCAUUCUCAUAGCUUGUCACAAAAGUUAGAUUAUCGUGAAGAGUAUGAUAAAGUGAAGAAUGCUGUUCUUCCGAGGGAAGCCCAAGAUCUGUUUCUUGGUAGAGGGCUCACUUUUCCAAGCUCCCAUGGGACAAAUGUUCGCAAGAAGAAAUGGCAGGAAAGAAUCAAACAAGAGGCUGCCCUCCCGAACUCUGCUCCUCCCACGAUACCCACCCACAAAGAGUCUCCGCCAGCUAAGGAACCUGCACCACGAAAACAAAGUAUUACAGCGCCCUCAGUGGCAAGACAAAGAACAGAGCGAAAACAAGACGUUGAUCCUCAACACGUACCUUCAACCGUUCAUAGAACUUCUUUUAAACCAAAGAUGAAUCGGAGAGAUCUGCGACAUGAUGAUUCCGGUGUGAGCACGGCUGAUGGUUCGACUGUUCGUGGGUCAAGAGCGGAAUAUAGAUCGUCUGGAGGUCAGAGGUCGCAUGGUGGAAGUGGGGGUGCACAGAAAGCUGAGAGAAUGGUGAAAGAUGGAUCUUGCCAGCAGAGGAGACAUUUACCAAGUGGAGGACAAAUGGAGGAUAUUGUAACAGAAAGCAUUGAAGAUGACGAUGAAGGCAGGAGUGAGGAGAGAGACGAGGAGAGGAUGGAAACGGAAGAGAGAGCUCCUGAAGAAUCGGUCAGUGGCCCGGAAGAGAUCACAUUAGACCAACCCGAUGAUGCCACCAAUGAUAUUAGCUUGCCACGCCCAGAUUCUGAGAUGGACAUUGAUGAGCCUGUGGACAAUAGCUGUGCCCCUGUAGGACCGGUCCUUGAGGAGCCUUACACCCCUAAGCCCCCCUCACCGAACCCCCUGAUGUCUGCUGACCUUCAUCUUAACAUCACUGCGGAGAAACGAGACGAGCUGGCUCUCAAGUUCACCAAGCUUGACUCGGAUAAAGAUGGACACAUCACCUUCAAAGAGCUAGAGACAACAUUUCCAGAGAAUUUAUCCAGAGCUCAACAGAGAUAUAUCAAGGAGGCUUAUGAGCUGGUCAGUGCAAGUACAUUCUUUGGUUUAGAAGAGUUUGUUACGAUUAGUUGCCUCUGUGAGAGACUAGCCAAGCUGACCGGUCCAGUCAGGGACGCAUUUGAGAAGGUCAACCAAUCUAUGUUUCAGCAAAACAUUACUCAGUUUGUGGUGAUGUUUUCUACUGUGGACAGACAGCAAACUGGGUGCAUCAGCCUGGACUCCUUCAAGGAGUUACUAGGAACAUUACUGAAUAAGGAUCUAACCUCCAACUCCAGGCUUUUCAGUGAUAUCUUAUCAACCAUCGGCAAGAAUGGAUCGUUGUCAAUUGACAAGGUAGAAUACCUGGUCUUCAUUCCAUACUUCCUCACGUUCAAGUGAAAAAGACCCUUUCCAAGAACAAUGGUAUGGUCUUCUCCUGCAGUUUACCUAUGAUGCUUAUGGGUUCUUCCAUCAUUAAGAAGGGUAGUGCAAGAUGUGGUAGUGUCUCCACAGUGAACACUUUAUGUUUUACCAGUCAAAAGGCCCAUCUACUUCCUCACAUGCAAGUUGACAAAUCAUCCCUCCCAAGAACAAUGCUGUGGUCUUCUCCUGCAGUGUACAUGUGAUGUUUAUUGAUUCUUCCAUCAUAUGAAGGGUAGCGUCAGAUAUAAAUUUGUCACCAGAGUGUGCAUGUUAUGUUUUACCUGUCAAUAUGUUUAUGCAUUUAAUUGAAUUUCAUCACAUUCAAGUGAACAAAACACCCCUUCCAAGAACAAUGGUACGGUCUUCUCCAGCAGUUUACCUAUGAUGCUUUAUGGGCUCUUCCAUCAUAUAAAAGGGUAGCACAAGAUACAGUGUUGUCAUUGGAAAGCACAUUUUGUGUUUACCUGUCAAUACUUAGGCAUAUUUAAAAAGGACUAACCCUAGCCAUUCUAACGAUAGGAUAAUAGUAAGCUGAGCUAGGACACAUUGUUCUCAAGCAGUGGGAAUAGGGCACACGUCUUCUUCGUAGAAGCCUAUGUGAAGAAAUCAAUAUUCUGCAGGUUAAUGGUAUUCAGGUACAGAUCAAGGAUUUUUUUAAAAAGAAAUAGACAAAUAAAAAUACUUAAAAACAAAGGUUUUCCACCCCAAAAUAAAGACAUUUGGUUCAGCAAAGAAUUGGGAAACCACAAAAAAAAAUAUCAAAAGGGGGAGCACACUUCUGUUUUAACU